Messenger RNA from Camellia sinensis, 3856 nucleotides. Its product is annotated as filament-like plant protein 4. The record is from RefSeq and is a predicted model, not a curated record. Lineage: Eukaryota; Viridiplantae; Streptophyta; Magnoliopsida; Ericales; Theaceae.
CGCCCAAUAUUUUUUACCCCCCACCCACCACCACCUCCACCUCCUCCCUCUCUCUGUCUCUCUCUCUCUCUCUAUAGAACUGAAGAAGAAAAUGAAAUGAACAGAGAGCAAAAGUUGAAAUUAGAUCUUUACCUCUGUAGCUGAAUAUCUCAAAUUCUGUUUCUUUUACUCCCCAGGAGCUGCAUUGAUAGUGUCUGAGAUGGACAGGCGGAGUUGGCCGUGGAAGAAGAAAUCAUCUGACAAGGCUGGGGCUGAGAAAGCAGCUCCUGCCUCAGACUCUGCUGCUGCUGCAACUGGUUCUCAGGGUGAUCAGGGUAAUUACAAAAAGCAAAACUAUGUCCAAAUCUCCGUGGAGUCAUAUUCACAUCUAACUGGGUUGGAGGAUCAAGUGAAGACUUUAGAGGAUCAAGUUAAUGAAUUGAAUGAAAAGCUAUCCGCAGCCGAAAUAGAGGUGACUAAUAAGGACAACAUAGUGAAACAACAUGCUAAAGUUGCUGAAGAAGCUGUCUCAGGUUGGGAAAAGGCUGAGGCAGAAGCUUUAGCGCUGAAAAAUCAUCUAGAAUCUGUCACACUAUUAAAGCUUACUGCUGAAGAUCGAGCUUCUCAUUUUGAUGGUGCUCUUAAAGAGUGCAUGAGGCAGAUACGAAAUUUGAAGGAAGAACACGAACAAAAAUUGCAUGAAGUUGUUCUUACCAAAACGAAGCAGUGGGAUAAAAUAAAGCUUGAACUUGAAGCAAAGAUGAGUAACUUGGACCAAGAACUCCUCAGGUCAGAAGCAGAGAAUGCUGCACUUUCAAGGUCAUUGCAGGAACGUUCUAACAUGCUGAUUAUGAUAAACGAAGAAAAAUCACAAGCAGAGGCAGAGAUUGAAUUAUUGAAGAGCAAUAUGGAAUCGUGUGAAAGAGAAAUAAAUUCCCUAAAAUAUGAACUCCACAUAAUUUCAAAAGAGCUAGAAAUUCGCAAUGAGGAAAAGAAUAUGAGUGUAAGAUCUGCCGAAGUAGCCAACAAGCAGCAUCUGGAAGGAGUGAAGAAAAUAGCUAAGCUGGAAGCAGAGUGCCAAAGAUUGCGUGGUCUUGUUCGGAAGAAGUUGCCAGGUCCUGCAGCACUGGCUCAAAUGAAGUUAGAAGUAGAGAGCUUGGGCCGGGAUUAUGGAGAAACUCGAGUAAGGAGGUCUCCUCUAAGGCCUCCUAGUCCACACCCACCCCAAUUGCCUGACUUUUCCAUUGAUGGUGUACCAAAAUUCCAUAAAGAGAAUGAUUUUCUCACAGACCGUCUUUUGGCAAUGGAAGAAGAAACAAAGAUGUUGAAAGAAGCUUUGGCAAUGCGUACUAGUGAAUUGCAAGCUUCCAGGAAUAUUUGUGCUAAGACAGUCAGCAAGCUUCAAAAUUUAGAAUCACAACUGCGUGCUAAUAAUCAACAAAAAAGUCCAUCAAAAUCUAGUCUUCAGAUCCCCACUGAAGGUUCCCUCAGUCAAAAUGCUAUCAGUCCACCUAGCUUCACCUCCAUGUCUGAAGAUGGAAAUGAUGAUGAAAGAAGUUGUGCUGGUUCUUGGGCUACAACAUCAAUCUCUGAGCUCUCCCAUUUCAAGGGAAAGAACAUCAAGAAAUCCAACAAGGCUGAAAAUGAAAAUCACCUGGAGCUUAUGGAUGACUUCCUGGAGAUGGAGAAAUUGGCAUAUUUAUCAAAUGAUUCAAAUGGAGCCAUCUCUGGUUCAGAUGUUUCAAAUAAUAUGAGAUCUGAAAUUGCAAACCAAGAUACUACAAUGAACCCACAUUUCCAUUCUAAAGAACAGCCUGAGUUGGAUUUGUUAGCAAAUCAUGAGUCUAAUAUGAAAUUGCCAGUACCAGAUCGACAAUCUGAUAUUGAUCCACUGCCCUUGAUGAAACUCCAAAUGCGAAUCUCUAUGUUGUUUGAGUCCAAGGAUGCUGACAUGAAAAAGAUUUUGGAUGACAUCAGAUGUGUUGUGCAGGAAACACAGGAUAGCCUGCAUUUGCACACCGUGGGUUGUGUUUUCAUGGAAAGUCACUGCUCUGAUGCCACUUGUGAUAGGCAGGCUUGUUCUGAGGGGACUGAAGUAACCGAAGAGAAGGAAAUGUGUUUGUCCAAAGAUAGUUCCAUUAAUGAAGAAUUGGUAGCUGCUAUAUCUUGGAUUCAUGACUUUGUAUUGGUUCUGGGGAAUGAAGCUACAGCUGUCCAGGGAACAUCUCCUGAUGGGGAUGUACUGAGCCAAAAAAUUCAGAAGUUCUCUGCCACCUUCGAUAAGGUUAUUAACAGCAAACUAAGUUUGCUUGAUUUUGUUCUUGACCUUUCUCGUGUUUUGAAUAAAGCCAGUGAACUUCACUUUAAUGUCCUGGGUUAUAAGAAUAAUGAAGCAGAAGCCAAUAGUUCUUAUUGCAUAGACAAGGUCGCUUUACCUGAAAAUAAGGUGGUUCGGGACACAUCAGGAGACGCAUAUCCAAAUGGUUGUGCUCACUUUUCUGAUUCCACUUCUGAUCCUGACAUUCCCCAUGAAGGAAGUUUCAUCCCAACCUUCGAAUCAAAUGCUACAUCAGGGCAAUGCUCACUUGAGGAGUUUGAACAGUUGAAAUUAGAAAAAGAUAACAUGGUUUCAGAUCUGGAAAGCACCAAGGCUCAGCUACAGGGAACAGAGCAGCUUCUGGCAGAACUUAAAUCACAAUUGGCAUCUGCUCAAAAGUUGAACAGCUUGGCUGAGACACAGCUGAAAUGUAUGGCCGAGUCAUACAAGUCUCUUGAAACACGUGCAGAGGAGUUGCAAACUGAAGUUAAUCUUUUGCGGGCCAAAACAGAAAAUUUAGAUAAUGAGCUUCAAGAGGAAAGGCGGAACCAUCAGGAUGCUUUGGCCAAAUUCAAGGAUCUUCAAGAGCAAUUGCGAAGGAAUGAGAGUUGCACAGUGGCUGAUGUUGAUGUGACGACUAACCAGCAGGAGAGAGACAUAGCUGCUGCGGCUGAAAAGCUGGCAGAGUGCCAAGAAACCAUAUUUCUUCUUGGCAAGCAAUUGAAAGGUUUGCGUCCUCAAACAGAGCUUAUGGGAUCGCCAUACAAAGAGAGGAAUAAGAAGUCUGAGGACUUUACUGAAGAAGAACCAACUACCAGUGACAUGAACUUUCGUGAUUUUGAUCAGACCGAGAUGGACAAAGCCAUCUCUACCUUUUCACACAGAGUUGGCAAUGAGUCUCCAAUGGAUCUAUACAAUUCUCAUUUCAGCCCCUCUGACACUGAAGCAAAAUCACCAAUCAGUUCAAAGCAUCCAAAACAUCGGCCUACCAAGUCUGGAUCAUCUUUUUUAUCUUCUACAACUCCAGAGAAACAUUCACGUGGGUUUAGCAGAUUCUUUACUUCAAAGGGAAAAAAUGGCUAUUAGGCUUGCAGCUCAAAGGCUUAAUAGCAUCUCUUGGCUGACACUGGUCUGGAUCAUAUUCAACUUGGCCAAUUUGCAAACUGGUUUGAGAUUCAAAGAUGGGUUUUACUUGUACAUGAGAGGGGUCAUCAGCAUUUGAUUUGAGAGACAUUGGUCUACACCCAUACGCGGUAAUCUGCAUUUAGUCACUUAUCCAAAAAAAAAAGAAAAAGAAAAAGAAAAAAGAACUGUAUGUAUUUCAUAAUUUGGAGGCCUCAAUCAUUCAUGCAUCACACAAAUCACAUGGCUCUCAGAGGUUCAAAUCCUGAAACUCACAUGUUGCAUAGCCUUGGAGAGGAUGAUUUGUGAUCAAAUUGAGGUAGUUUUUUGUAUGAAAUUGUUGUAUAUGAUCUCCAGUCGUUUUCAUUUUGUUUGAGUGAACAUAUGAUACUUAUGUUUUUCCACUUUUUAUAUAAUAUAAAUAUAAAUAUUAUUUUA